Molecule: messenger RNA, 1888 nt
Organism: Loxodonta africana (African savanna elephant)
Lineage: Eukaryota; Metazoa; Chordata; Mammalia; Proboscidea; Elephantidae
Gene: HMCES
Product: 5-hydroxymethylcytosine binding, ES cell specific
Exons: 7
Coding region: 121-1176 (351 amino acids)
Biological process (GO): DNA damage response
Molecular function (GO): single-stranded DNA binding
Source: RefSeq, a predicted model, not a curated record
CCUGGCGCCCAGCGUAGGGCCGCACUUCUGCGGUCCGAACCGGGCGUCGCCGUUGUGCUGCCCGGGCUGCGGUGAGGCGACGAGGGACGCUCGGCGGGGGUUGAGAGGCAGUGUUGGAAAAUGUGUGGACGAACAUCCUGCCACUUACCUAUAGAUGUUCUCACAAGAGCUUGUGCCUAUCGGAACAGGCAGGGCCAGCAGCAACUCCCAGAGUGGAGGGACCCUGACAAGUAUUGCCCCUCUUAUAACAAGAGUCCUCAGUCUAACAGCCCAGUGCUUCUGUCUCGACUGCACUUUGAGAAGGAUGCCGACUCAUCUGAGCGUAUCAUUGCUCCCAUGCGAUGGGGCUUGGUCCCGUCUUGGUUCAGAGAUGAUCCUUCCAAGCUGCGAUUCAAUACUUCCAACUGUCGUAGUGAUACCAUGAUGGAGAAGCAGUCUUUCAAGGUGCCUCUGCAGAAGGGAAGACGCUGUGUUGUGCUAGCAGAUGGAUUCUACGAGUGGCAAAGAUAUCAGGGAACAAAUCAGACGCAGCCAUACUUCAUCUACUUCCCCCAAAUCAAGACAGAAAAGUCGGGCAGUAUUGGUGCUGCGGACAGUCCUGAGGAGUGGGAGAAGGUAUGGGACAACUGGAGGCUACUGACAAUGGCUGGGAUCUUUGACUGCUGGGAGCCCCCAGAGGGAGGAGACAUCCUGUAUUCCUACACUGUCAUCACAGUAGAUUCCUGCAAAGGCCUGAAUGACAUCCACCACAGAAUGCCUGCCAUAUUAGAUGGAGAUGAGGCAGUCUCUAAAUGGCUUAACUUUGGUGAGGUCACAACUCAGGAAGCUUUGAAGUUAAUCCACCCCACAGAGAACAUCACCUUCCAUCCAGUCUCGCCUGUGGUGAACAACUCCCGAAACAACACUCCUGAGUGUCUGGCUCCAGUUGACUUGCUGGCAAAAAAGGAGCUCAAGGCAGGUAGCAGCAGCGAAAGGUUGUUGCAGUGGCUGGCCACAAAGUCGCCCAAAAAGGAAGACUCCAAAACAGCCCAAAAGGAGGAGUCAGAUGUGCCUCAGUGGUCCAGCCAGUUCCUGCAGAAGAGCCCACUCCCGCCCAAGAGAGGCAGCGCAGGACUCCUGAAGCGAUGGCUGAAGCAGGAGGAGGAGCCCCCGGCCAAGCAGCCUCAUUGCCAGUAACUCAGGGCUUUAGAGACCAAGGCCACAGUUUGCUGCAGUCUUUGCUGCUGCUCCUAACAGUUCCUUAAAGUGUGUGUGUGUGGUGUAUGUGUACUCCGGGGGGGCAGAGUGUGGUAAUUUGCUUUGGAUUGUUUCUAACAUGAGCGAGGAGAUAGGACAGUUUUAGUUGAUGGUUGUAGGCUCAUGGAGGGAGUGGCUGUUCCUGGCUGUGACUAGGAACCCAGCAUGGAGCUGAUGGGUGGCCUUGGAGAAAUGCCUACAGUUUCUGAGAGGAAGAGGAGAGGCCAACACCAUCACCAGCCCCGAAGGGCCCAGGCCCAGCAGGGCAGUAUGCCUGGGCAGACCUUUCCCAGUAGGGCUGGUGGAGGAGGAGCCUGCCUUGAGGCUUGACCUUGCUGGGCGCUCACACAGCCCUGGCCUGGUGCUUCCAGCAGGAGGCUGCUUCCUGUUCAGCCUUUGGACUCUUUCAGUCUUUUAGAAUUUUAAGUUCUUAAAACGUUUUUUGUUUUUGUUUUUGUUUUCACUGAAUAUAUAAAUUAUAUUUGAUAAUCUGUAUUUUGGAAAGUGAUGCUGGUGGGGCAGUCCCAGAUUUUACCUAGUUUUCUCCUGGCAUCAGUUCUAAGGAAUGGGUUUUGUCACAAAUGGGGAACACUGGGAUUUUUUUUGGAAAAACUCCUUUUUUGGAAACAAUAAAAAGGCUUGGUUGAAGGCA